Klebsormidium nitens is the source of this 1673-nucleotide messenger RNA. NCBI's taxonomy places the organism in Eukaryota, Viridiplantae, Streptophyta, Klebsormidiophyceae, Klebsormidiales, Klebsormidiaceae. The record is from the annotation of a GenBank genome assembly.
AUGCCGUUGCAGGCAGGUGGCAAAGGGUGCAAGGGUUUCUUGAGGAAGAUAGUGCUGAAAGCGAAGCAGCCUUUCAAUCUGAUAGCUGUGCUUCAGUCUGUCAUACCUCAUGCAAAGGACACCCUCCAGGAGGUCUACUUGUCAUUGGAUAUCAGCGAGGAGGAAGCGAAGAGCGUCGAUUGGAAGCGUGCUCUCGUCAUGCUCCAAGAAUGCAAGCAGCUGGUGGUGUUGCACAUAUUUCUGUGGGAGAGUGGGUGGCACAGCCCGGCCGUCGUCCUGAAUGACUUGAGUUUACCGGAGCCCUUUGCAAAACUUAGAGAUUUGUCUUUGUUUGGUUUUGCUGUUCCAAACACUGAGAUCGCUUCUUUUUUGAAGUCCUUCCCCAGUCUCAAGACUUUGGAGCUUCACCAUCUUGAGGGUCAGGACUAUGAGCUGAGCUCUGUGAUUGAAGCCAUUGCAUGGGGUAGUCAAAUAGUCGGUCUGGGCAUCGAGAGUAGAUCUUUGCCAAGAAGCUUGGAGUUAAUCGUGGGUCUUCUGGACAGUGAAAGCAGCAAAGUUAGGCAGAAGGCUUUAGAUAUGCUGGCAGACUUGUUGUACGAUGGGAAACCUGAGGACGCUAUCAAGGUUGCCAUUGGCAGUAUUCCAGGGUGCUUGCAAGUGCUGGUCAACCUGCUUAGCAAUCAAGAGGAAUCUGCACAGGUAGAACUUGCUCUGGAUAUCCUUGAGAGUUUGGCGAUGCGUCGUAUUAAUCGCAGGCCAAUAGCAACUUGUUCGGGCAGCCUGCAGCGGCUGCUCGACCUCUGUAAAAGUGACUGCGAGACCAUACGAGGGACAGCCGCGUCGACGCUGGGAAGUCUGGCAGAUGAUUACUGGGCUAAGAAGCUUGCGGCCCAGCUGGUUCCCGCCAUCCUGCAGGGCCUUGUUGACCCUCGACGAUGAGAGUACAGACGUGCGGAGUAUUGCCAUAGAUUCUUUGGCCCGAUUUGCAGACGACUUUGAUAGCAGCGAGCUGAUUGCAAUCAUGCCAGGGGCCCUGCAAAAGGUGGUGAGCUUUCUGGAGUGUGGAAACGUUGAAGUUCAAGCAAGUGCGGCAUGGUGUCUGCGGACCUUGGCUAAAUAUGACUCUGCGACGGCUGUGGUUGAAGUGUCAGGGUGCUUUGAGGGGUUAGUGAACCUGCUAGGAAGUCCGAGCAUUGCCACGCGGGAUAGAGCAGCAUGGGCGUUGAGUACCCUGGCAGAGACAGCGAAUCGGCCAACAGAAUCUCGAUGGUGCCUGGUUUUUGGCAGAAGCUGGUGAAGUGCUUCGAUCCUAAGAGGGCACUGAUCCGGUCUGGACUGAGUAUCUGCAAAAGGAUGUGGUAACCUUGCUUGGGAAUGUUGGGGCGGAGGCUGGGGUCUUGGAGGCCAUUGCAUCUACUCCUGGUUCCUUGCAAGCGGUUGUGGACACACUGGAAAGUGACUUGCAUUCGACGGUGGAAAGUGCUGUUUGGAUGCUCUGUGAGGUGGCGCACGACCAGAGGUUCCGAAAAGCCAUAGCCAAGGUGCCAGGAGUAAUCAAAAAGUUGGAGGAUUUAAUAACGUAUGAGGACUUUAAGGAUGCGCAUGAAGAAGCACGCAAGCUCCUUGACAUUCUGCGAGAAUCAGCUUUGGCUACACAACGCUUGAGUGGCUCA